AUGCAUCAAGACACAUUGACAACAAAGGCAUUUUCUCACUAUCAAAUAUUGCAAAACAUUAGGAUAUGUUUAAUGGAUCUUUUUAAGACCACAUCAGCUCCGCUAGAUUUAACAAAUAUUGAAUCUAAGUCUUUUUUCCAAGAGCAAGAAAAGAGACAGAAGAGGAACAGUAUUUCAUCAGAUGGAAAAAUGAUGAAAAUCAUAUCUCUGUACAUAAAUUCAUAUAAAAAAGCAUUAUCUUCAUUUUUUUACCGUGCUUAUGGGUAUUUAACUAAAUGGUCAAUGACAGUUAAAAGUCAGAUAUAUCUAAACAUUGUUUCAAAGAUGUAUUCUUUGUGGAAUUCACUACAGUUAGUAGACAUCAAAUAUGCGUUCUCAAUGCAUCAACCUUCUCGUUCUUGGAUCGACAAAAUGCAUGAUUCAGGAACAUAUUCAUAUUUCAACAACAGCAUUAAAUUGAGCAUCGUUGCAGCAAGAUCCCCUGCCACUGACAGCUUGUCAUCACUUCAAGUUCAGUUUAACAGCAGCUUUGUCAGCUUGGGAAGUAUUGUCAGCUUAGAAAGUCUAUUGCAUACUAAGAGUUGUAUUUUGACUCAAAGUGUAGCUCCAUCAAAUUCACCAAAAGAACUGGUUAUCCCUGAGUUGACAUCUGAUAUGACUAAUGCUCGUUUUGAUGCAGCAUUCAAAGUUAUGCAGUAUUUAGGAGGAGGAGCAUUUGGUCGUGUCUUUAAAGCUGAAGUCAAAGAGACUAAAGAAGAAGUGGUCAUCAAAUUCUUAAAGCGCGAGACUGCAGAACUCCCUGAUGAAGUCAAAUUCAUGCGACAACUUUGCCAUCCAAAUAUUGUCGAGUAUCGAUGUGUUUCAGCAAAUAUGGAAUAUGUGCAAAUUGUUAUGAGUUGUCAUGGACAAAAGUCAGCAUCAUUUGAAGCAUACAGAUCUUGUUUGUUCUCAUUCAGUGAAACUAUGUUGAUGUUCUUUGCCCGACAGUUUUUAGCCGGAAUCAACUACAUCCACCGUAAAGGAGUUGCGCAUAUGGAUUUGAAGGAAGCUAAUGUCAUUAUUAAUAACAAACUUCAAAUUAAGAUAAUUGAUUUCGGAUUAUCCAUUCAAGCCUUAGACCCUGGCUUCCAUCGUCCCAAAUAUGACUCUUUCGGCACCUCAUUGUACAUGUCCCCCGAGUUGCAUUUCUGA
Hydractinia symbiolongicarpus is the source of this 1191-nucleotide messenger RNA. Its product is annotated as interferon-induced, double-stranded RNA-activated protein kinase-like. The record is from RefSeq and is a predicted model, not a curated record. Gene Ontology annotation, molecular function: ATP binding; protein serine/threonine kinase activity. Gene Ontology annotation, cellular component: autophagosome; cytoplasm. Lineage: Eukaryota; Metazoa; Cnidaria; Hydrozoa; Anthoathecata; Hydractiniidae. Gene Ontology annotation, biological process: autophagosome organization; peptidyl-serine phosphorylation; protein autophosphorylation. The coding region runs from base 1 to 1191 and encodes 396 amino acids. The transcript has 9 exons.